Molecule: messenger RNA, 399 nt
Organism: Cylindrotheca closterium
Lineage: Eukaryota; Bacillariophyta; Bacillariophyceae; Bacillariales; Bacillariaceae
Source: the annotation of a GenBank genome assembly
AUGCUGUGGUUGUUGCGAUAUCCAAGACCACCAUACAAAUGUAUUCACGAUCAAGGAGGCGAAUUCAUUGGCGAAGCCUUUCAAGCGAAACUUGCUACUUGGGGAAUCCAUGAUGGCGGAACCACUAGCAAGAAUGCGACUGCAAAUGCGAUCUGUGAACAAAUGCAUUUGACAGUGGCAAACAUUUUGCGAACCAGAUACAACAAUGCUGCUCCAAACUUUCAAGUCGCUGUUGAAGAAAUCAAGCGAGCUCUUGCUGCUUGCAAUCAUGCAAUGAGAUGUGCUGUAUCGACAGCAUUGAUGAACAAUACUCCUGGUGAGACUGUGUUUCAUUGUGACAUGCUACUAAACAUUCCUGUGAUUGUCGAUCUACUUUCUAUGCAGCAAAAGAGACAGUAA